This is a messenger RNA of Phytomonas sp. EM1, 1611 nucleotides long. Lineage: Eukaryota; Euglenozoa; Kinetoplastea; Trypanosomatida; Trypanosomatidae. The record is from the annotation of a GenBank genome assembly.
UAUUUACUGCAUCCAAAAUAUAACUAAAGGAGCAAAUAGUUCAAGUACAACCAAUUAGUCGAUUUGAUACAGGUAUUUUCGAGAUCAAAGAAAGAGGCAAUAUAUAUAGGCACUAUUAUGCACUCUAGAGAUUCUAAUCAUCAGCCUUCUGUUGCUGGCUCAUCGAAAACACUUUCAGUGGACAAAGAUAAGUAUGAGCUUGUGUAUGCUUUGGUGUCUUCCAUGGGCGUGUCACAGCACAGUAGGCUUUCUUCUAUUUAUCAACUUCUUUCUAGUGUAGUGCAGUCUGCUCGGACGGUGGUAAAGGGAACUGAUUCCCAGAGACGGUUUAGUGCUUGCUUUUCGGAGCUGUGUCGUGGGGCCUUAAUGGGGUUGUCGGAUCUUGAGGACUCUGUUUUUGAGCUGAGAAACCCUGGAAAAAAUGCGUCCGAUGCGACAGACGAUGAGGUCAUGGGUAUCAGUGAAGUUGCCCUCGUCAAGGAGCUGUCUGCUUAUGUGGCGUCGCACACAUCCGCAUUAACCGCGCAGUAUCUUGAACGUGUCGGUUUGAGUGUUCUUAACAAGCAUAGUAAUCCGGGCAGCAGGAAGGGUGGGGCCUCAUCGUCCUGGGGAAUGUCGGAUAACAAUGACAAUCGUAAGAAGCGUGUCCGCUCUACUGGAGAGAUCGCAUUGGAAGCUAAUCGUAAGCGAUCAAAGCAGUCAAAUCAAGGGAUUUCUCUUCAUGAUAAAGUGGCCGUGGGGGGUUCAGGUCCAAUUAGCGGUCACCACGCCAUGCACGCUGCGUUUGACGACUUGGGCCUCCUGAAGGAAGAUGAAACUAUGAUCCGGUCGACAAUGGCGACAACGACGUCGAAUACCAACGCCACGUCAGGUUUAACGUUUCAUAUGAAGACAGCAGACGGCACCUCAGGGCUAUUACAUUCCUCCACUAUUGCAUCCCACAUGCCCAUUUCUGCCCCUUCAAAGCAGUCAUUAUUUUUAUCAAGUGAUGGUACGAAAGCAUUUGACUCGAGUAUUAGUCAGCCUAAUUUACGAGCUAUACCUGAGUUUGAUUACUACCUCCGUCCGUGGACAAUGCCAGCGCCAAAGGGCGUCCUGGAUCGGGUUACGUUGGAGAAGGAAAGGCAUACUUCAUCAAUGACCUCUUUACCAGUCGCGGGAAUUGCUGCGGAUGAUUCCCACGUGGAUUCAAAACUACAGCACGGGCUAAUACCUACAUUGGAAGUGUGCUUUGCUGCGACGCCUGGGGAGUUACUUAGUCGAUUGGAAAGGCGAGAUGCGGCUUUGUCGUCUAUGGCCUUCUGCAUGCCAUGGGUAAAUAGUGAUGACCAGCAGGGAUCUGGUCGACGUAGGAAUCAAGUCCCGUUUUCAGCAAUGGAACCACGUUCCUCUACCGAUCUUGCGUCGCGUGUUGAGGUAAAUGACGAAAUGGAGAAGGAAGGCGAGACAGCUAGAAGGAGCGGCAAAGAGGAAUGUAUGAAAGGGGAAGGAUUUAUCGAGAAGCCUUUCUUUCCCUCGCCAAUGUGCGCCUCCAGCGCAGUGCCUCUGACCGUUUUAAAGGACUUAGUGUUUAAUGGCAUAUCAAACAUCGAUUUUAUUCACUAUUCUUAA